This is a messenger RNA of Pyrus x bretschneideri (Chinese white pear), 2451 nucleotides long. RefSeq names its product DNA mismatch repair protein MLH1. Gene Ontology annotation, biological process: mismatch repair. The record is from RefSeq and is a predicted model, not a curated record. NCBI's taxonomy places the organism in Eukaryota, Viridiplantae, Streptophyta, Magnoliopsida, Rosales, Rosaceae. Gene Ontology annotation, molecular function: mismatched DNA binding; ATP-dependent DNA damage sensor activity; ATP binding. Gene Ontology annotation, cellular component: MutLalpha complex.
UUCGUUUUGGCGGUGUCGGGAAAAUUUGGCGCUUCCAAACGAGUGCAGUGCAAGGGAAAUGGAAAUUGAGGCAGAAGAAGAAGAGCAAGUCGCGACGGAGCCACCCAAAAUUCACCGCCUAGAAGAGUCUGUGGUGAACCGAAUCGCUGCCGGCGAGGUCAUCCAACGCCCUGUCUCCGCCGUUAAAGAGCUCGUCGAGAACAGCCUCGACGCUCGCUCCUCCUCCAUCAACGUCGUCGUCAAGGACGGCGGCCUCAAACUCAUCCAAGUCUCGGAUGACGGCCACGGCAUCCGCUAUGAGGACCUGCCGAUACUGUGUGAGCGGCACACGACGUCGAAACUCUCGGCGUUUGAGGACUUGCAGUCGAUAAAGUCGAUGGGGUUCAGAGGAGAAGCACUUGCCAGCAUGACGUACGUAGCUCACGUCACCGUCACCACCAUUACCAAAGGCCAGUUGCAUGGUUAUAGGGUAUCUUAUAAAGAUGGUGUAAUGGAGCACGAACCGAAGGCGUGCGCUGCUGUAAAAGGAACUCAAAUAACGAUUGAGAACUUAUUCUAUAACAUGACCGCCCGGAGGAAGACACUACAAAAUUCUGCUGAUGAUUAUUCAAAGAUUGUAGAUUUGCUAAGCCGGUUUGCAAUUCAUCAUAUGAAUGUUAGUUUCUCCUGCAGAAAGCAUGGAGCGGCUAGAGCAGAUGUUAAUUCUGUUUCCACAGCAUCAAGGAUUGAUGCAAUUCGAUCGGUGUAUGGGGUGUCUGUUGCUCGCAGUCUGAUGAAAAUAGAAGCUUCAGAUAAAGAUCCUUCUAGCUCCGUUUUUCAGAUGGAUGGCUUUAUCUCUGAUUCAAACUAUGUUGCCAAGAAGAUAACCAUGGUGCUUUAUAUAAAUGAUAGAUUGGUUGAUUGCACCGCUCUGAAGAGAGCUCUAGAAGUUGUUUAUGCUGCCACAUUGCCAAAAGCAUCAAAACUCAUAUACAUGUCAAUUAUGUUACCACCUGAACAUGUUGAUGUGAAUGUUCACCCGACAAAGAGAGAGGUAAGCCUUCUGAAUCAGGAAAUCAUCAUUGAGAAGAUACAGUCAGUGGUUGAAUGGAGGUUGAGAAGCUCCAAUGAGACACAAACAUUUCAGGAACAGGCAGUCGAACCUUCUUCAUCCAGCCAAAUGGUUUCAAGAAAGGAUUCAAAUCAGAACCCCUCACCAUCUGCAGCAUCAAAAUUACACAAGGUUCCAGUGAAUAAAAUGGUUAGAACGGAUUCAUCAAAUCCUGCUGGUAGGUUGCAUGUGUAUUUGCAACCCGAUCCUCGUGGCCAUCUUGAAAGGAAUGCUAGCUUGACAGCUGUUAGAUCUUCUGUUAGACUAAGACGAAACCCAAAGGAAACUGCUGAUCUGACCAGCCUUCAGGAGCUUAUUGAUGAAAUUGAUGGCAAUUGUCAUUCUGGUCUACUGGACAUUGUGAGACACUGCACAUACAUUGGAAUGGCUGAUGAUGUUUUUGCACUGCUUCAGCAUGAUACCCAUCUUUAUCUUGCAAAUGUAGUGAACUUGAGCAAAGAGCUCAUGUAUCAGCAAGUUCUGCGUCGGUUUGCCCAUUUUAAUGCUAUACAAAUAAGUGAGCCAGCCCCACUGAAGGAGUUGAUUGUGUUGGCACUAAAAGAGGAGGAGGAUCCAGAAUGCAGUGUGAAUCAUGAACUUAACGAGAAGAUUGCAGAGAUGAAUACAGAACUACUCAAGCAAAAGGCUGCUAUGUUGGGGGAGUAUUUUUCCAUUCAUAUAGAUAAUGACGGAAAUUUGUCUAGGCUUCCAGUCAUACUCGAUCAAUACACACCUGACAUGGAUCGUGUCCCUGAACUUGUGCUUUGUUUGGGCAACGAUGUUGAUUGGGAGGAGGAAAAAAAAUGCCUUCAAGUAAUUUCAGCUGCACUUGGAAACUUCUAUGCCAUGCAUCCUCCUAUGUUGCCCAACCCAUCUGGUGAUGGCUUACAAUUUUACCAAAAGAGAAAGCCUUUUAGGAAUCCUGAAGAAAGUACGUCAUGCAAUACUGGAGAUGACGACGUCAUGACAGAAAAUGAAAUUGAGCACGAACUAGUUGCAGAGGCAGAAAAUGCAUGGGCUCAGCGCGAAUGGUCAAUCCAGCAUGUUUUGUUUCCAUCAAUGAGGCUCUUUUUCAAGCCACCAAAUUCUAUGGCUACAAACGGAACAUUUGUACGGGUAGCUUCACUGGAGAAACUAUACCGGAUUUUCGAAAGAUGCUGACUCCAUUCAUCAGUGUAAUGGCAGACGGCAGUACGCAGAAGGCUCUUGGCUCUGUAUAGAUGUUGAUGCCAUUCAUCGGUAUAAUUUUGGAUAACAUACUAGUUAAGGGGGUGUCUUACAAUUAUUUGGGUUUUGAAAGUGGCCUUCAUUUUUCUAAAUGCUAAAAUGCCCGAGUUCAAUCUGACGUCGGUAUUCCGCCA